Molecule: messenger RNA, 2081 nt
Organism: Alosa alosa (allis shad)
Lineage: Eukaryota; Metazoa; Chordata; Actinopteri; Clupeiformes; Clupeidae
Exons: 3
Coding region: 346-1569 (407 amino acids)
Biological process (GO): spindle organization
Cellular component (GO): centrosome; spindle pole
Source: RefSeq, a predicted model, not a curated record
GACAACGAAGAGUAGUCGAGUUGUUGUUGACCAGCUAAUAACUCUAACUUCUAAUAUCUUCAGUAGAAUGAUGUAAUUCGGAUAGUGUUCUUUAGUAAGCGUAGCUCUGUUUCCGUUACUUAUCUGGUGCUAACGUUAUACUUUAUACGUUUGAGAGUUACUUUAGUUCACGCUGCUUAUUAGUAGCUAACAGCCGAAAGGACUUUGGUAAUACCAUAGCUAUUAACUUAGCAGUCGCGAAGUGUUGUGACUCUUUGGAUAUCAAACUCCUUUGGUGGACAGAACACCUUUCCAACGUAAACGAAAUUACGUUUCGCAGCAUUUUACUCGAACACAAAAGCAUCAAUGUCUUCACCACAGAACUGCUGUGAAGUUUGGAUUGACACGACAGAACUAAGAGAAAAGAAACGGGAGAAACGGAAACGACAGACGCGUCCUAUAUCUAAACUUCUUAACCCUCUGGCUCGUUGUGGAGGUUACGGUGUGGCAGUGGCGCUCAAUUUCACGCAGACUGUACACGCCAUGCCUGCGACCAAACAGAGCACCAUAUCCUCGUUCUUUAGCCCUCAGCGCAAAGAUGCUGAAAAGAAGCCAACUUUACCUCAGGAGCCGUGUAUGAAUGCAUCAGACACAGUCCCCAUAAAAUCUGCGGAGAGACAGUCAGUAACAGAUUUUGGAUGUCAGACCUCUAUGAAGACCUCUGACACCAUUUUUGAACGUGACAUAUCUGAAAUGACAAGUUCCAGAGAUGUUGGUGGGCAAUCAGUUCAUUUAUGUGAAAAAGACCAUCUUAUGUAUUCUGGUAACUGGAAAAAAGAGCAGACCUUCCUGCAUUUAAUCAGAGGAUGUGAGUCUGAUGAAGAAGUUGAAGAACCUGAGGGGAAGAGAAGGCUUUCUGAACUCUGUUCCAUCCCUGAAUCAGCAGGUGAACAAACACCAGUCCAGUGCCUGCCUAUUCCUGAAACAUUGUCCCUGAGCCAAUGGGAGCACAAUACCCAGGACUCCCAGUGCCUCAAGACCUUACAUCAAAGAAAUGUCCCAGUAAGAGAAGAUAGUGUAUUUAGUGUGUCCCAGAUGAGUGACAGGGAUUUCAGGGCUCAGAUGCCCCUUGCUGAGCACACCUCAACUCAGAGAAAGGUCUGUUCCCCCUUGCGCUCACUUGCUAAGAAUACAGGGAAAGAGAACUGCCCAUCUAGUACAGCUAGGUGGCAGGAUUUGGGAAGGAGUCGAUCACCACUAAAGAGGAGACCUCUGUCACCCAGCAGCGCUGCAGCUAAAUCUAGGCUAUUGGAGACUAAGUGUUCGUCACCUCGGAGAUCAGUCUUUAAAGUUGCUCAGAAGGAGUUUGAAACAGACAGCAUGGCCUCACUCUUCACACAGGACUCUCAGGGCUUCCGUGUGAUCGCCCACAGAAACCACCGAUCGUGGAGCCCUUUGAAGGACUGGACUAAUAAUUCCAGUCGGGGUGGUGGCUUGAAGGGAUCAUCUGACGAAGACACCGAUCAAGAUUUGGAAGCAGAGAUGCUGUUCACCCAAGACUCCCAGGGAAAUCUGGUUAUAAAGCACUGAGCAAGCUCCAAACAGAGCUGUAUGAAUAAUCUGUGUAUUUUAGUACUUGUUUGGAUUUUUUAAACCUUUUUUUCAUUGUAUUGUGAAGUGAUACAUUUUCAUCCCAGUAUGUCAUAUUUUUGCCUGUAUAGAUUGUGUCUAUACUCUAUACCUCUCAUACCUCAUCUUCAAACAUGCACUUUCAUCUUAAAAAUAAAAAUAAUCAAAUCAAUGCACACAAUGUAUUUGAAAGAGAUGCACUAGCAAGUGCAUUUUCAAUUACCAGCACUAAUCAGUGUAAUGUGAAAUACAGUGUUUAUCAAGGCUGAUGUAUUUCAUGUUUACAAUGUGCAAUAAAGCAUACUUUACAUGGGAAUUUUUCCAUAGUAACAGUUGUAUGUAGAAUAGUGUGUCAAAAUGACCUGCAUUUUUCAAUGUAUUGACAUAGUGACUCACUGUACCUGUGUUAUGUCAUUAAUAUUUAGAGAUCCAAAUCUUAUGACACUUUUUUAUUUUGAAAAAUAGGGGUUAAA